This is a messenger RNA of Drechmeria coniospora, 483 nucleotides long. RefSeq lists its product as uncharacterized. The transcript has a single exon. The record is from RefSeq and is a predicted model, not a curated record. NCBI's taxonomy places the organism in Eukaryota, Fungi, Ascomycota, Sordariomycetes, Hypocreales, Ophiocordycipitaceae. Bases 1 to 483 code for a protein of 160 amino acids.
AUGCACCUGUACGCUGUCCUCGUCCUCGCACCGUCAUGGUCGAUUAGGGAUGCUGGCCGAGGGAAAUUUGUCGCCCCUCGACGGCCAAGCAGCUCCUCGUCGACGCCAGCACGCCGACGACGGGUGAGCAGCAACUCUCGAGCCGGAGCCACGGCCGCAACGUCUAUUUUCGGCAUGCCGGGAGCUGAGAAGGACUCUUCAAAGACAGAUUGGGACACGGUCCGGCGGACAGAGGCGGCGGAAAUGAAACCCAGCGGCUCCGUCUGGAAUCCAAACCAGCAGGCUCCCGUGGCAGAUGUCAUGCCCCCUGGCGAGGCAAUUGUCUUGGGCCGUGAGGAUUCGUCGUCUCGGUCGUCGCUCGGAUCGAGUGCGUCAACGAAUGCGUGCUCUAGCUCGAGCAAGAGGCCCCCCGUCGUGCGGCGUCGAGGCCAGGGCUCCGCUACCCCAGGUUCCCAGCAUUUUGUUGUCGAUGAUGAUGGUUAG